AUGGGCAGAGGGGUUCUCCUCCUCGGACUGGGCCUCUCCUUCCUGCUCCGGGUGCUCCUGCUGCCCUGCACAGGCAGCAGCCCCCAGCCCUCUUGGGGCUACACAGCCUACGAGAUAGUCAUUCCAAGGAAACUUGGCCCCAAGGCAGGGAAAGGCAGCCGGGAUGAAGUGUCCUAUAUCAUCAGCAUUCAGGGGGUAAAUUACACGAUUCACCUCAGGCAGAAAGACUUUGUAAUAAAAAACUUCCCCGUAUUCACUCGUGACUCCCAAGGGGAAAUUGCAGUCGAACAGCCCCAUGUGCCAGCAGAUUGCUAUUACCACGGCUACGUGGAAGGCAUCCUGGACUCCGCGGUGACUCUGACUACCUGCUCUGGGCUGAGAGGACUGCUGCAGAUUGGAAACUCAAGCUACAGCAUCGAGCCCUUGGCAGCUUCCACCAUGUCUGAGCAUCUUCUGUUGCAGAGAGAGGAGGCGGUUCCUGGAGCGGUGAUGUACAAAAUGCCCAGUGAAAGUGGACAAUUUCCAGGUCCUGGUACAGCAACAGGGCGGUUCCGGCCCCGGGGGCACACGCGGUAUUUGGAGCUCCUUGCCGUGGUGGACAAGAAAGGGUUUGAUGCCUUUGGCAGAAGUAUAACUAAUGUGACACUAGAAGUUAUUGAAAUAAUCAAUUUGGUGGAUGGACUGUUUUAUUCUUUCCACCUUCGUGUUUUGAUAACUGCACUAGAGAUUUGGGUGGAGAAGAACCCUAUCAGUGUUACCAAAAACAUAACCGAGGUCCUUCAUAAUUUUAAUCUUUGGCGGAAGCAGCAAAGCCUUACGUACGCUGUGCAUGAUGUGGGAUGUCUAUUUGCCUCGAUGGACUUUGAUAGCGGUAUGAGAGCAUCACACACAGGUGGCAAAUCCAACUUCGCCAGUGCAUGUGAUAGAAAACGCGCCUCUGCUGUUGUAUCGUUUGCAAGACAGCCUUACAUGGACACUGCUGUCCAUGUCGCUCGUGCGUUAGGGCAUGUCCUUGGUAUGGAGCAUGAUGACAGAUACUGCAGAUGUGGAAACACCUCUAAAUGCAUCAUGAGCGCACACGGCACAGUGAACUAUCAAUUCAGCAACUGCAGCAAAAAGCACUAUUUUCAUUUUACAGCAUCAGGGCAAGGAUUCUGCCUUAAUAAUGCCCCAAAAUCAGUAACGACAUUUGCACUGCAGCGCUGCGGGAAUGGUGUCCUGGAGGUUGGGGAGGAGUGUGACUGUGGCUCAGAAGCACAGUGUAAAUUGGACCUUUGUUGUGACAAUACCUGUCAAAAAAAAGGAGGAGCCAUUUGCACUUCUGGAGGCUGCUGUAAGAAUUGCAAACCUCUUCCAGAAGGAGAAGUGUGUAGGGAGAGUGCUGAUCCAUGUGACCUGCCCGAGUAUUGCAACGGGACGUCUGAGCAUUGCCCAGCAGAUGUGGCCAAGCAAGAUGGGACUGUGUGCGCUGAGGAUGGGUACUGUUAUUCAGGCAAAUGCCAAUCUCGCACAUUGCAGUGUAUGAGUAUCUUUGGCAAGGAAGCAAAGCCUGCUCCGCUACCAUGUUUCCAGGAGGUGAACAUGAAAGGGGAUCGGUUUGGCAACUGCUGGGGAGAUGGGGGAGAUGUCAACUUUCAGAAAUGUAAGCUAGAAAAUGUCCUGUGUGGGAGGUUGCAGUGUACGAACGUUAGACGUCUACCUCAGCUGGAAGAUCACACAACCAUCAUUCAAACCCCGGUGGGCGAUACCUGGUGUUGGGGCACAGACUACCACUUGGGUGCGGGCAUUCUGGAUGCUGGAGUCAUUAAGGAUGGCAUGCAGUGCGGUGAGAAGAAGAUCUGCAUUAAUCGGACGUGUGUCCCUGAGGAGAAGUACUUGACAUCCCGCUGUUCUGCAAAGAGAACGUGCAGAGGAAAAGGCAUCUGCAACACUAGAGGAAACUGCCACUGUGACAAUGGCUGGGCACCUCCCUACUGCCAGUUUAUGGGUUUUGGAGGAAGCAUUGACAGUGGGCCUGCACCGGUCACUAAAAAGGGGCUUUUAAAGUUCAUCAUCGGGAUCACUGUAAUAACUGUUGCUGUUCUGGCACUCACAGCACUUGUCAUUGUGCACGUGAGAAAGCUCAGAGUAACCUAA
Molecule: messenger RNA, 2136 nt
Organism: Fulmarus glacialis (Northern fulmar)
Lineage: Eukaryota; Metazoa; Chordata; Aves; Procellariiformes; Procellariidae
Product: disintegrin and metalloproteinase domain-containing protein 9-like
Exons: 1
Coding region: 1-2136 (711 amino acids)
Biological process (GO): male gonad development; proteolysis
Cellular component (GO): external side of plasma membrane; plasma membrane; sperm head plasma membrane
Molecular function (GO): metalloendopeptidase activity
Source: RefSeq, a predicted model, not a curated record